AUGGUAUUUUCAGAAUCGAAGCCGUACAACAGAAGGACACUCAUUAAGGAGGUCAAAGUGAUGAAGACGUUGAAUCACGAAAAUUGCAUCAGAUUCCACGAAGCCGUCUGGGAGGCUGGAUAUUAUAAAGCUUGGAUUGUGAUGGAAUAUGCUAAUUGCGGGGACCUGACGGACUUGAUUGACCGUGUUACGUUGAGAGAAGACCACAUGGCCGCGUUCUGCAAGGAGGUUGCUCAAGGACUCGAGUAUCUCCACAGCAAGAACGUCGUGUAUAGGGAUGUGAAGAGUGAUAACAUCCUCCUCUUCAGUAACGGGGCUGUUAAAAUCGCUGAUUUUGGAUUCUGCCAGGAGGACAGAGAGGAGUUCAAGACGAUGAUCGGCACACCAUACUGGAUGGCUCCUGAGGUUUGCAAAGGCCAAACCUACAACUUCAAAGUCGAUGUCUGGGCUCUCGGGAUCAUGACCAUGGAGAUGAUGGAAGGCGAGCCCCCACUCUUGAGCGAAGAGCCGCUCGAAGCUCUGAAAAUAAUCGCAAGGCGAGGCACGCCAGCUCUCAAACAACCUGACAAGUGGAGUAAGGAGCUGAAGUCAUUUCUGUCCUUUUGUCUGACUGACUCGGUGCCUUGUCGAGCAUCCAUGAAGGAAGUUUUGGACCACGAUUUCUUAGAGAGAAGAUGCUCGAGAUUGGAGCUGAGCACCAUCAUUCUAGAAGGGAAAAGGGUCGCUGAUCUCCGCCCAGUGGAAACCUUCGAAGGAUUCGAGGAAGUACACUGA
Molecule: messenger RNA, 774 nt
Organism: Hyaloscypha bicolor E
Lineage: Eukaryota; Fungi; Ascomycota; Leotiomycetes; Helotiales; Hyaloscyphaceae
Product: Pkinase-domain-containing protein
Exons: 3
Coding region: 1-774 (257 amino acids)
Biological process (GO): protein phosphorylation; intracellular signal transduction; regulation of MAPK cascade
Cellular component (GO): cytoplasm
Molecular function (GO): protein serine/threonine kinase activity; ATP binding
Source: RefSeq, a predicted model, not a curated record